CCAUGAAGGAUCGGACAUGGUCGAGUGAAAAUGGCCACGUGCACACGGUGUUGGGGGAGCCCGAGCAAGACCAAAUUCGCCAGCUGUUUAUGAACAACCACUUGAGCGACGUCGUUCUUCACUUCCCAGCGCCAGACAACUCGAGGUCGUCGCACCACGAGCUCUACGAUGGCGCUUCGACCUCCACAAGUCUGCCUGCCCAUCGACUUCUCCUUUCCCUUCGAUCCGGCGCAUUUCGGACAGCAUUCCGAGAGAGCUCUACCAGCUAUACAAGUACAGUGCUGGGCGACAAACGACUCCGACUGCCACUGAAGAUGGUCAUCCAGGACACGCCCUACGUCAUUUUCAAAGAGCUGCUGCGGUACAUCUACACAGGCACGUUGCAACCACCGCCUGUGACCCCAACUGCCAAUCACGAGGGUGUUGACACGUCGAAAUCGUUAUGCACGUUUUGGCUGGAGCUGGUUAAGGCUGCCACUCGAUACGAUGUCCCGGCGCUAUUGGUGCUGUGCAUCGAAGAAAUCGAAACGCUGCUAGUCCACUGCCAGAACCAAAUCAUGGAUAUCAUUUACUUUGUCGACUCGGCCAGCAAAACCUCGCAAUCCACACCAACUACCGACGCUGUGGGGCUAGCCAAACAUCGUCUCAUGGCGCUAUGUAUGUCCACGAUCAUGGCGAUGCCUGAUGCGCAAAUGCAAGCACUCAUGCAAGCCAACCAAUGCUCCACCGACCGCCUCCUUCAAAUCUACCGCGACCGGACCAACGUUCCAUUGGUGUUAGCUGUCCAGCACCAAAACUUCCGCGUCGUCGACGCCCUUCUCGACGGGCCGUCUCGAGAGGAGGCGUUGCGACUGCCAGACGACCAGGGGGUGCUGCCAUUCGUCGCGGCUUUGAAUUCGGCCAACGACGCGAUCAUCCGCCGGGUUUUGGUGCCCGCGAGCUUGUCGUGGGUGACCCUGACCAGCUCUGUGAGCGUAUGGUUCCUUCUCGCGUGUGCCAGCGGCAACGUCUUGCACUGCCAGAUCCUGGCCGACAUGCAUCACGCGGACGUGAACGAGAUUUCGGUGGUGGAGUCGAGCGACGAGUUUGGCAAAGGCCAGACGCCCCUGCACAUUGCAAGCCGAUUCGGACAUGUGAGUAUUGUGCAGUACUUGCUGUCGCUGCAUGCUGUGCCAAACUUCCAAGACGAGGAAGGCAACACCCCCCUGCAUUAUGCUAGCAACGAGCUGAUCGCCGAGGUAUUUUUGGCACACAACGGCAAGUGCAAUCCCAACAUUCCAAACAAUCGAGGCCAAGUGCCACUCCAUCUUGCGGCCAUGAGAGGGGACAUUGGGGUCGUGAGCCUCUUGGUGCACCAUGGCGCCGACAUUACGGCCGUGGACGAAGAAGGCCAAACGGCAUUUCACGUGGCAGCAGCGAAUGGGUACGCGAGUGUGGUGCUCGUGCUGUUGAAAAUGAGCGAAGAUCGAGCGAUGGAGUCCAAAGAUAUCGCUGCUGCAGACGACACGUCGGAACCUCAGCGGGAGCUCGACACCGACCAGCCCGCGUUCAGCAUUGACGCCGACGACUACAAGAGCAACACGGCGCUCCACUUGGCGGCCAUGGCACCCCAAGGACGAGUGGACAAGAUCCUGCAAGUUUUGCUGGAAAACGGAGCCGACCCAAACCGACCCAACUGGUUUGGUACUGUGCUACUAGGUAUACGCCGCUGCAUUUGUUUUGCGCCCACCACGACGGCCCACCUUCCGUCGUCGACAUGUUUAUUGAACAUGGAACGAACAUCCAAGUGCAAGGUCUAGACGGCAGCACGCCGUUGCACUUGGCCGUGGGAAAGGCCAGCGAAGCCAUCUCCAUCGCGCUGGUUCGUGCGGGUGCCCCGGUGUACGUCCAAGAUGUGGCAGGACGAAGUGUGGUGAAUUUGGCGGAAAGCACGUCCCAGGGCGUGAUGGUGGUGCCCCUGCUCCUGAACGUCCGGACGCCGCCCCCAUGGGUGACGGACGACACGGUCCUCGAGUGCUUGAGUUGUGGGGAAGGGUUCGGCAUGGCCACACGGAAGCAUCACUGCCGCCAUUGCGGUCGCAUCGUGUGUGCAACUUGCUCGACGAAUCGGAUUCCGUUGCCGAAAUUCGACCAGGUCCCUGCCGCCCGAGUAUGCGACAUUUGCUUUGACGUGCUUUCGUUUCGAAAGCUCAUGUAACCUCACACACUACUUGUUCGCCAUAACGUUACUAUAUAUAUAUCGUUGAGAUACAUAUUCCAGC
This is a messenger RNA of Aphanomyces astaci, 2261 nucleotides long. RefSeq lists its product as hypothetical. Gene Ontology annotation, cellular component: nucleus; cytoplasm. Lineage: Eukaryota; Oomycota; Saprolegniomycetes; Saprolegniales; Verrucalvaceae. The annotation marks the transcript as partial. The transcript is spliced from 12 exons. The record is from RefSeq and is a predicted model, not a curated record. Gene Ontology annotation, molecular function: protein binding; metal ion binding.